Molecule: messenger RNA, 651 nt
Organism: Telopea speciosissima
Lineage: Eukaryota; Viridiplantae; Streptophyta; Magnoliopsida; Proteales; Proteaceae
Exons: 1
Coding region: 1-651 (216 amino acids)
Source: RefSeq, a predicted model, not a curated record
AUGCGGGGCAGGGUGCUGGUUCGAUCGAUACUUGCUGGUUGGGGGAUAGGCACAGAUUUCUCUUGUGUUCUAUUCGGGGCUGCAGUGGAAACAAUUGAUCAUCUUGUAUUUGAAUGUGCUUUCUCUUCUGCUGUGUGGAAGGAUGUUCUCAUUCUGAAUGGUUUUAAUAGACAACCGGUGGGCUCUUGGAAUGAUGAAGUUCAAUGGCUGGUUACCCACUUCGAUGGGAGAUCGCUGCUUAACUCGGUUCAGAAGUUUAGCUUCAAUUCCUCAGUUUAUCGGAUCUGGCAAGAGAGGAAUGAAAGGGCACAUCAACGACGACCGAGCUCGGCUACAUCAGUUUUGAAUCGCAUUAUAAGCAAUGUUAGAGGCAGAUUUUCAAGUCUGGUUUUGAAGAUGAAGAUGGAGGACACUAGCCGACACAGGGACUUUUUUGCGAGAUGGGGAAUUCCGGUGGUGUUUACUUUGCCAUUGGCUACGCAACACACCUGGCCAACUCCACCUGUGGGGUGGGUUGCCAUCAAUUGUGAUGGCUCUGUGAAGGAUGCAUCUGGUGGUUUGGGGGCCAUUGGGAGGAAUCAUCUGGGGCAGCCGGUUUUUGCUCUAGCAGGAGGGCUACAAGAGACGAGUGUUAUUUGUUUGGAGCUUUGA